ACAUGGUACAGAGAAUGAUAGUUCGAUGGAUCGAUUGUGCGUGCAUUAGAGAUUUGUACUGGUCCAUGGAGCGCCUGCGCCGGAUGACAGUCUGCUACAAACAUGGCGGGACUAGAAGAGUUUGGAAGAUCUGAGAUGACAAGGACCUUUAAUGAGGUGAUGAAGCCAGCAGGACACCACGCUGUCCUCUCGAGGUCUCCCUCGGCUACGCAGGGGGACAGGAGAGUGUCGGCCUUCUCCAGUCACACUCCCUCCCCACACCGCCUCGACGGAGCUGUUGUGAACUACCCAGCAGGAGGAGAUCCACAGUGUCACCAAGUGGAGUCACCACAGAGGUCAGACUGUGGUGCCAUAGCAAUCGAGGCCCCCACUUCGCCACUGAUCAAGAUUAAGGAUGAACCGAUAGACGAGGACUACGACGCAGCCCUGCUGCCUCAGUCCUCCAGCAGACAGGUCAAAGAGGAGCUGGAGAACCAGGAGGAUGAGUUGAGGAUCAGCUCUGUGUACUCGGUGGGAGGAGGACCCUCGUACAGCGCCCCCAGUGUUGCAGGUCCCACCACCCACACUCCCUCCAUAUUUGGUCCUGGGAGGAGCUUGGCUCCAGCCCCAUUGGUCCAGCCUCCCCUGGCUCCGCCCCCCCCUGGCAGAGGCGGUAGCUCUGCUAACAUCAGGUGCAGCGGCUGCUCCAAGGUGCUGUUAAAGGGACAGACGGCCUUCCAGAAGAAGGGUUCCACCCAGCUGUUCUGCUCCACCGUCUGCCUCACUGGCUUCCUGCCUCCAACUGUCCCGGCCCGGCCCUGCCACCAGUGCCUCAAGGAAAUUGAGAACCCUAUGAAUGUGCCCAGUGUUGUGGUGGACAACAACCUUAAGGACUUCUGCAGCCCUGUCUGCCUGUUUGCGUUCAAUUGCCAAAAGAAGACUGAUCCCGCUGCUCCAGAACUUCCUUUCUGCAGCAUUUGCAAGAAGUCCAACGAGGUUCAGCAUGAGGUAACCUAUCACGGUGAGCUCCAUAGACUGUGCAGCGACGACUGCUUUUUCACAUGGCGCUGCAACCGCAACCUGGCCAUAAACUUCUGCGAGAACUGUGGCAUGUACUGCAGCAGUAAAGGAGGCGGAUGCCAGAACCUGACCAUUGGAGACGUCAACAUGAGGUUCUGCAGUCCCACCUGCAUCAGCACCUAUAAACAGACCUGCUCCAAGCUGAUGAAGUGUAAUCACUGUGGUAACGAGGUGAUGGUGUCCACUAUGUUGGUGAGCAACGACCCCUUGGGCAAGGUUAAACUGUACUGCAGCUCCACCUGUGUCAGCUACAGCCGGCCUCCACAACACAUCCUCUCUGGAACCCCGUUCCCCUGCACCCACUGCAAAGUGAACGCUGUCCCUCAGUACCACCUCGCCAUGGUGGACGGAAGCAUCCGGAACUUCUGUUCCCACGACUGUGUCACCACCUUCAGGUCUGAGCAGAGCAGAGCUCCGCUCACCGCUCAGAUGAACGGCACGUCCACCAAUCCCCUGGCCCCUCCUCAGCCUGACCUUCCGGGGACAGGCUCCUCCCCCUACGGCCUCUCUCCACUCUCCUCCUCCCGGCCAGUUGCCCCUGGUUACCCCGACGCUCCCAGCCAGACCUCCGCAGCGCCCUGUGCAUCCACCCCAGGCUCGUCCAGACCGUACGAGCAGCCACAGCAGGGCCUCACCCCCCUCUCUACCUCGCGCUUCACCGGGCCCAUCACGCUAGACAAGAGCUGCUCCCAGGAACCCUCCUCCAGGCCUGAACUCUUGCACACGGAGAGCACUGAGACAGAUGCUGUGGCUCCUCACUGGGACGUGAAGAACGAGGCGAUCAUGUGUCGACCUUUCACACACAACCAGGAGACACUGUGCAACCUCCCAACCCAGACCACACACACACCAGCAGGCUUCUCUGGGUGUAGUUUCACCACCACUAUAAACGAGGAGAAGGUGAAAGUGGUGCUUCUUCCCAUCCCUGUGCCAGUCUUCAUACCCGUGCCCAUGAACAUGUACUCCCAGUACAUGCCGGUUCCCAUGCCGAUGCCCAUUCCUGUCCCUGUGCCUGUGGUGUUACCGUCCGCCCCGAGUGGCUCACAGUCCAAGGAACCACAUGACCCACUCGUCCAAUCACAGGGCAUUGCUGAGGAGGUUGAGGAAGUUGAGAAGGACAAACCUGUCUCCCAUGGAGACCAGGGAAGUACUUACAGUGGAGAUUUGGAGUCUGAGGCUAUCUCCACCCCUCUUAGCUGGGAAGAGGAAUCCAACCCUGCACCCAGCAGUCAGCGAGGAAGGGGUCCAGUGGCUGUGGACCCCCCCAGCACCUCUGAGCCGGGGGCCAUGGACUUGGAGGCUGACAUCCCCACUGAGCGGUGUGACGCCUCUGAGAGGGCUGUCCUCAGGAAGCAGCAGAGGCUGGCUGGACGUAAACGACCCAGAGAAGGUUUCUCUCCCACGGAGCGCAUUGAUAGACAGUUCUAUAACUGUUGGAUACAGGUUGAUACUAAUAAAAAUCCAAAGAGAGCGCGUGUUUGCGAACAACAGGUAGCAGAUCAAGCAAAGGCUCUACUAACACUACGAGAACAAAUGGUUGCAAAGAAACCGGCCACUGAUAUCAGCCAUAUCAAUACAGCAAUAUCCAUCGAUGCAGUGGAACUUAAGAAAGCAGAGUUGAGGAAUCAGCUGAAGAGGCGUUCAGAGGAGGACCCGUCUCCGAGGGCGGAGGUGCAGCUGGCAACAGACGAACUGAUAAAGACAUUGGAAGAGACCAGGAAAGCGUUGGACGACAGCCAAUCGACAAUGGAGGAGACCUGGAACGCACUCGCCGAGCUCCAGGAAGAAGCAUCGACGGAGAACCAGGAAGAAGCAUCGACCGAGAACCAGGAAGAAGCAUCGAACGAGAUGCAGGAAGAAGCAUCGACCGAGAUGCAGGAAGACAACGGAAUGACGAUUCAACCGCCGCCGAUCAGUCCGGACGACGGUGAUCUGCGCACAGAGCAGUGCUCACCCCUAGUUGGAAGAAACGUCCAUCCAGACAUUGAUAUCCCUGUUCUGACCCCUGACGUAGAACAAUUGAUCAGCAAGCUUAGUUGGGGCUGCAGUAACCAGUACUCCUCUCUUCUUUUCCGUUUGGCAGUAACGGAAGACAAAUAUAACGAGUGGGCAACGAACACCGACUGGGAUGGUUCGAGAGGCAAAUGGGCAUUGCCAAUCAACCUCCGACAGUUCAUGAUGGAUGCCGUUAGGAACAAGUUUCCAACGAUGAAUGAUAAAGACGGAAUACAUGUGAAAAACGGAGUGAAUGAAUACUUGCGGAUACCUAUGAAGACUGGUGCCCGUGCUAUACAUAUCUAGCCUAUUUGUAAAGAUGCAAUAUUGUCUGACAAUACACACUACACACCCAUUCCAUCCCCCAAAAUCUGUCUUUUCGUUAGACCAAACAUGACAAUCGAUAAGUAGAUUCAACUAUUUGAUACUUAUAUUUUAUUUUUAACUGUUUAUAAAAGCAAUGGCUCACUGCAGGUGAGCUGUGAAAUAAAGAUAAAUACCACUG
This is a messenger RNA of Osmerus eperlanus (European smelt), 3559 nucleotides long. RefSeq names its product zinc finger MYM-type protein 4-like. Bases 103 to 3360 code for a protein of 1085 amino acids. Gene Ontology annotation, molecular function: zinc ion binding. The transcript has 19 exons. The record is from RefSeq and is a predicted model, not a curated record. Lineage: Eukaryota; Metazoa; Chordata; Actinopteri; Osmeriformes; Osmeridae.